Messenger RNA from Monopterus albus (swamp eel), 2434 nucleotides. It is a transcript of the gene serhl, whose product is annotated as serine hydrolase like. NCBI's taxonomy places the organism in Eukaryota, Metazoa, Chordata, Actinopteri, Synbranchiformes, Synbranchidae. The transcript is spliced from 12 exons. Gene Ontology annotation, cellular component: membrane. The record is from RefSeq and is a predicted model, not a curated record. The coding region runs from base 120 to 1133 and encodes 337 amino acids.
UGUGGUUUUAAAGUAACCGGAAAUCAACAGUGAAUGUUUAAGCGGCUGUAAAAUCAUUUUAGGUUGAGGUUUCUUUUUUGCUGUCAAAGUAUUGUUUUAAUUUUAUAUAUUUUAACCAAAUGAAUUACUUAGCAGCGGUCUCCAAAACGAUGCAAUCUUUGAAAGGGUUGAGAUACCUGAAAUCCAGUACAACGAAACAAGCAGUUUCAGAGCUCUCUGUUCCAGUACCAUGGGGAGAGAUCAGAGGUAAAAUCUGGGGUCCUGACCAUGGUCACCCUGUUCUGUGCCUGCACGGCUGGUCCGAUAACUGUGGGACAUUCAACACCCUCAUCCCCCUGCUGCCCAAAGAGUGCAGGUAUGUGGCGGUGGACCUGGCAGGUCAUGGCCAGUCAUCCCAUCGUCCCCCUGGGGAUUUCUACCAGUUUCCAUUAUAUGUGAUGGAUGUGCUCAGAGUCGUUGAUGCGCUACAGUGGAGCAAGUUCUCCAUCAUAGGCCACAGCAUGGGUGGUAAUGUUGCUGGACUGUUCAGCGCUCUAUAUAAUGAGAUGGUGGAUACUGUCGUACUUUUGGAUUCCCUUGGAUUUUACCCCACAGAUCUGAAAGAAAAGGCACAAGAUCUGAGGCAGGGUAUGGACGAGAUGCUUCAGUUUGAGAAAACGACAGCAGAGAAGAAAAGAGUUUACACUUAUGAGACAGCAGUCGAAAGGCUGAAGGCUGCAAACCCAACUCUGUCCAAGCGGUCUGUACACAUCCUUUUGGAGCGAGGUCUGAAUCAAGUUGAAGGAGGAGUCGUCUUCACCCGAGACUUUCGCAUUAAUCUGAAGAACAUAGCACGCUUCAGCUUGGAGCAGUGUCUGGAGCUGCAGUCGAGAAUAAAGGCCUCUAUUCUCAUUAUUCUAGCUGAAGGUGGCUACAUGAAAACACUUUAUGCGAUGGAUCAAAGAGAAUCUGCAUUUUCAGCACUUUGCCAGGCCUAUAGGGACCAAAGUCACAUGGUGGUGAUGGUUCCAGGAGAUCAUCACGUCCAUCUGAAUAAUCCUGAGGUCGUUGCUCCACUUGUGUCGGACUUCAUGCAGUCAAGAGUGUUGUCACAGAAAGACAGACUAAUAGAUGAACAGACCUCGAAGUUAUAACAGAGUUAUAAAACAACAAUUUUACCAGUGGGGUUGGUUGAUAUAGACUAAAAACUAUAGAAUGAUAUUUAACUAUUUUUAUGAUAACAAUAUAAAUGGCACUCAGCAUAGUCCUAACAGCGGUGUAAACAGUUAUUCACAAAGUGAAACUUCAGAUUGCCAUCAUUAAAGGUGCAGUAUGAUCUAGAAGGAUUGAUUAACAGAAAUGGGUUAUAGUAUGCGUAAUUAUGUUUUCAUUAAUGUGUAAUCACCAGAGAAUUGUUGCAUUUUCUUUAGAUUAGAAUGAACCUUUUAUAUCUACAUAGGAGUGGGUCUGCCAUCACAGACUGCCAUCUGGAGCCACUAUGUUUUUUUUACAGCAGCCGAGAAUGGACGAACCACACACUAGUGUGAAUUUCACUUUUUCACACGAAAGUAGCAGCUUGGAUCGGGAGAUGUUUGGAAGACGAUAAAAGAAGUAACGUUAGAAAUGAGGAAUCGGUGUCAUGAGUUUAAGAACUAUAACUUGUUAAAUGGAGGAUCUUAGUUCAACUUUAACACAAGAAAAAGGAAGAUAGUGAAUCAUCCUUAUCAAAGAAGCAAAGACAGAAAUGGGAAGGUUUAAUUUUUUUUUUUUUCUUGAUGCAAGUUUAUUUUUUUCUUUAUCAACAUAGAGAAAGGUAUAUACAGAACAAGUUAGGGGAUACAAACAAACCACAGGGGAGAAGUCUAUUCUUAACAAAACAUUAAGGUUAGCAUAACAACCCUUAAACAGUAUUACUGCCACAAGCAUGAAAGAAAAAAACAACAUAAGAAACACCAGCUAUGAAAACAAAUGCAUAGGUAGGGUAAGGAGCUCACACAAAAAAGCACAGCUGGAAACAUCUAAAGAACAACAGUUGGGAUAUAGAUGUAUACAACUUAUAAACCUUUCCGGUCAUCCUUUCCAGGCAUUUCGGUGACAUAUAAUAGUUGGCAAAGUUAUUAGUAAAUACAGUGAAGGAGGGAGUAUUACCAUUCCACUUAACGAAAAUGUACAUGUAUAUGAUAGUUACCCAGAAGUGUUCAACGUGGUUUUGUUGGAAGUUGCCGUUCGUUUUUAGCCGCGCUUUUUUUCUUAACAUCUACGGUAAGAGUUGCUUGGAAUGGCUAAGAUGGAUGUUUAAAUCUGUUUGACUGUUUACUAAUGGGCUUAACGAUUAAAAUAGUAUUAUUGCACUUAUUAAUAUGUGUAUGUAUUCAGCCUUCUUGAAAAUUAUACUGCGGUCAUUUUGGAUUCAACCGGUUCUUUUAUCUGAAGGCCCCAAGAAGUAACACUCAGG